Messenger RNA from Hyla sarda, 3464 nucleotides. It is a transcript of the gene DNA2, whose product is annotated as DNA replication helicase/nuclease 2. The transcript has 23 exons. The record is from RefSeq and is a predicted model, not a curated record. Gene Ontology annotation, molecular function: 5'-flap endonuclease activity; single-stranded DNA helicase activity. Gene Ontology annotation, cellular component: cytoplasm. Bases 207 to 3449 code for a protein of 1080 amino acids. Gene Ontology annotation, biological process: replication fork reversal. NCBI's taxonomy places the organism in Eukaryota, Metazoa, Chordata, Amphibia, Anura, Hylidae.
CAUGUCCGCUCCACUCCUUCCAAUGGACUGAGCAAUGGAGCUCCCUUUACCGGGCAGUGUGAACAAGCCCUAAUACACCAACCUAACGAGGCGUCUUGUGUUUCGCUUUGUACCCUGCGGGCCGCCGUCCGGACAGCGCGGGAUGAUUAAAAAGGGGGGUGGCUGGGUGACCCGGCUUCUUUCCUGCUGUAUACAGUGUCUGAGCCAUGGAUACUGCCGGCGAUGGUUGCCCUGCGCCCACAGACGAGGACCUGCUGGAGAUGAUGAUGGAGAAAAGCUUCACAGACAUAGAGGAGAAGCCCAAGGACAGGCUGCCUAAGAAAAUAAUUCCCAGAACAAAACUGUGUAAAGGUCUGUACAACAGGUACUGUGUUCUGGAUGUCAAGGAGGUGUAUGCACCUAGAGAGGAGAAACACAUGACUAUUACCGCUCAGCAGGAUGGAGAAGACAAAGAACUCUGCAUUCUUAAGGAUGACUGGGUUGGUUUGCAGGUACAAGCGGGGGAUAUUAUUCACUUGGAGGGCAAUGUAACACAGUCAAAUACAUGGACUAUAGACAAGGAUUCUGGAUAUAUUAUCUUGUUUCCUGAUCUUCUCAUAUCUGGUACCAGCAUAGCAAAUGGUAUUCGAUGCUUACGGAGAUCUGUUUUGAGUGAGAAAUUCAAGGUUUGUGAUAAAGGGUCAAGACAGAUGUUGAUCGGUACAAUGUUACACAACAUUUUUCAAAAAGCAACAACAUGUGGGUUUAGUGGAGAUGUUUUGCAAAACCUUUCUGCCCAAACUGUUUAUGGACCAACAUAUCUUAAAGAAAUGUACCAAUUAAACUUGAAUCAAGCUGAUGUGCUGCACGAAAUAGAGGAAUAUCUUCCAUCAUUUCAAAAAUGGACAAAUGACUAUUUGGCACCUGUGACCCAAACUAAUUGGAAACUUGACCUGUCAUCUUCUAGAAACAUUACUGAUGCAAGAGCUGUUCAAGUUUCUGAGUUUCUGGACAUCGAGGAAAAUGUUUGGUCCCCUAGAUUUGGCCUAAAGGGAAAAAUUGAUGUAACAGCUAAAGUGAAAAUACACCAGAAGUCAAAAGUCAUUAAAACCAUGCCGCUAGAACUGAAAACUGGUAAAGAAUCAAACUCCAUAGAACAUAGGAGUCAGGUUAUUUUGUAUACUUUGUUAAGUCAGGAAAGAAGAGAAGAUCCUGGAGCCGGCUUGCUUUUAUAUCUGAAGACUGGAAAUAUGUACACUGUGCCUGCAAAUCAUCUGGACAAAAGAGAAUUAUUGAAAAUAAGAAAUGAGCUCUCCUUUUAUUUAAAAAAUGUGGUACAUAAAUCUGAUGGAACCAAAGAAGUUAAACCUGCCCCUCUACCAUCACUCAUUGCUGACAGACAAGCCUGCAAAUAUUGUUCUCAGCUUCGUAACUGUGCACUUUACAGCAAGUCUGUUGAACAGCAGAGCGGUAGUUUUUACAUUCCCAAUGACAUGCUUCCAGUUAUUGAGAAUGAGACUGCACAUCUGAAAGUCUCUCAUCUGCAGUACUUCAGUCUUUGGUACCUCAUGUGCUCCUUAGAAGCGUUGUCAAAAGACUCAAAAAUGGGCCGAAAAAAUAUCUGGAUGCAGUCAUCUGAAGAAAGAGAAGAAGAUGGACAGUGUUUUGGAAACCUCAUUCGUAUAGGAAGUGUGCGGAGUGUGAGCGAUGAACAACACCUUCAUAGCUUUCAGCGCCGAAGUGGUGAUAUGCCUGCUACAAACCUCAUGACGGGAGAUAGAGUUGUAGUUAGUGGAGAGGAAAAGAAAUUCCUUGCUCUCUCUACUGGUUACGUCAGAGAGGUGGACAAAAAUACCAUAACGUGUAUUUUAGACAGGAGUCUAGCCAAGAUACCUCAAGGAACUAUAUUUAGACUUGAUCAUGAGGAAGGAGGUGGUGGCAUGGAAUCUCACCUGGGAAACUUGUCAAAGCUGAUGGAAAAUUCACCUGCAAGUGAGAAGCUUAGAGAUUUGAUUAUUGAUUUUAAGAAACCAGGCUUUAUUCAACACUUAAGUAGCGUUCUACCUUAUGAUGCAAAGGACACUGUGGCUAACAUUCUAAAAGGCCUCAAUAAGCCUCAAAAGCAGGCCAUGAAACGGGUUCUCCUAUCUAAGGAUUACACACUGAUAGUUGGCAUGCCUGGAACAGGGAAAACUACUACCAUCUGUACCUUGGUACGAAUUCUCUACGCAUGUGGCUUUAGUGUGCUGCUGACCAGUUAUACUCACUCUGCAGUAGAUAACAUUCUCUUGAAACUUAAAAAAUUUAAAGUUGGAUUUUUGCGUUUGGGUAGAACACAGAAAAUACACCCAGAGGUUCAAAAAUUUGGUGAGGAAGAAAUCUGCAAAACAAAGUCUAUAAAGUCACUAAGUGCCUUAGAAGAACUCUACAACAGUCAGCCUGUAGUUGCAACAACAUGCAUGGGUGUUAAUCAUCCAAUCUUCACCAGACGGAGGUUUGACUUCUGCAUCAUAGAUGAAGCAUCUCAAAUAAGCCAGCCAAUUUGCCUUGGUCCCUUGUUCUUUGCCAACAGAUUUGUUUUGGUGGGAGACCAUCAACAACUCCCACCACUUGUUCAAAGUGCAGAAGCAAGAGAAUUGGGCAUGAGUGAGAGUCUGUUUAAGAGACUGGAGAAGAACCAGGAUGCUGUUGUCCAGCUCACUGUGCAGUAUCGUAUGAAUAGCAAGAUAAUGGCUCUAAGCAAUAAGCUGGUAUAUGAAGGACGACUUGAAUGUGCUUCUGAGCGUGUGUCUGCUGCCAUUGUCCAGCUACCUCACCUCAAGUCUCUGCAGCUGGAAUUGGAAUUCAGGGAGUCUAAAGAAAAUACAUGGGUCAAAGAUGUUUUAGAACCAAGCAACCCAGUCUGCCUUCUAAAUACAGAGGAGAUCCCUGCCUUGGAAACGGAAGAAAAAUGCGGCAUCAGUAAUUGGAUUGAAGCCAAGCUUGUGUUCCUCCUGACAUCUCUGUUCCUUAAGGCUGGAUGCAAGCCAACAGACAUUGGGAUCAUUGCCCCAUAUCGUCAGCAGUUAAAAGUGAUCUCUGGUUAUUUUACUAGUUUGUCAUACAGCACUGUAGAGGUUAACACUGUGGACAAAUACCAAGGAAGAGACAAAAGUAUUAUCAUUUUGUCAUUUGUUAGAAGCAACAUUGAUGGAAAACUUGGAGACCUUCUAAAGGAUUGGAGGAGACUCAAUGUAGCAAUCACACGAGCCAAGCACAAGCUCGUAAUGAUAGGCUGUGUCCCAACUCUGUGUCGCUUUGAUUCCCUGGACAAGCUGAUUUGCCAUCUCCGGAGUGAAAACCUCAUAUCCUUUUGUGAUAUCCCUCAUUUUACUUUGUUCAUCUUCAUCCAGAAUCCGGUUACCAUCCUGGUCAAAUCUGGAAAAGGCAGCUGUAAUUUCAUGAUCAUCAUGGCCCAUCCUAUAAAAUAACUAUUCUUGAACUCU